GCCUGAAACUCCCGUUAACCAUUCCUUUAUUUUCCAGCUUGGUGAAAGCUACAACAAAGAAAAUACAUUCAUUUGGAACAACCAAUAAUUCUUUUAAAAGCGUAAGAUGGCUACGAUAAAGCACUGCUACUAUUUUAUAGCUGGAAUUAGCCGUGCAUCUUGAUUAACUGCAAUAAUUUGCAAUUUAAAUAGCACCGAGGAUAUCUUUUGGAUUUCUCACCGCAUCAUAAAGAGUGUAAAAUCUCUUUGAAGGAUCAAUCAGUGUCGCUUUUAGAAAUGUGCGGUCAAACAUAAAUCCAGACCCAUCAGCUUCUGCUGUCCAGAUCAAGUCACAAUGGGCGUGAAGAUUCGCCCAUUCUGCCAGAGCCUCAGAGUCACCUCUUCACUGCCUGCUCUGAUCGUUUUCCUCAUCACUUUUUAUGUUCAUCAGCUGGAAUCAGCACAGUUCACAGUGAUUGGAUCUGCCAACCCCAUCACUGCCAUGGUGGGAGAGGACGUUAUUUUACCCUGUUACCUGUCCCCCAAAAUGAGUGCUGAGAACAUGAAGGUGACAUGGUUACGGCCACAGUUCUCAUCAGUUGUGCAUCGGUACUGGGAGGGAAAGGAUCAGCUUGGACUGCAAAAGCAAGGAUAUGAAGGAAGGACAGAGCUUUUGAAAGACAACAUACAGGAUGGAAAUGUUACCUUGAGGAUUCUCAAUAUCAGGCCCUUUGACCAAGGACAAUAUAACUGUCUUGUUGAUGAUGGUACUGUUUCUGAACAAGCUGUAUUGGAGUUAAAGGUAAAAGCUUUAGGCUCUGAUCCCCUCAUCUCUGUUGAGGAUUACAAAGAUGGAGGGAUCCAAGUGGUGUGUCGGUCAGCUGGGUGGUUCCCAGAGCCACAGAUGUCGUGGAGAAAUCUUGCUGGACAGCUUUUGCCAUCAGCUUCAGAAAUAAAAUCCCAGGGAGAUGAUGGUCUUUACAAAACAGAAAAUUAUUUUGUUAUACGAGAAAAUUCAAACCAGAGCUUGUCCUGUUCUAUCAUCGGUGCCCAUCAAGACCCGGAAAAGAAAUCCACUAUUCAUAUAUCAGGUCCCUUUUUCCCAAAGGUGUCUCCUUGGAUGACCGCAUUUUGUGUGAUCUUGGUGGCUCUGUUCAUUUUUAUCGGCCUUGCCAUUUACCUCUUUAAAGUUAAAGGUAAACAUUAA
This is a messenger RNA of Alligator sinensis (Chinese alligator), 1186 nucleotides long. Its product is annotated as butyrophilin subfamily 3 member A2-like. Gene Ontology annotation, cellular component: external side of plasma membrane. Bases 335 to 1186 code for a protein of 283 amino acids. NCBI's taxonomy places the organism in Eukaryota, Metazoa, Chordata, Crocodylia, Alligatoridae. The record is from RefSeq and is a predicted model, not a curated record. Gene Ontology annotation, biological process: T cell receptor signaling pathway; regulation of cytokine production. Gene Ontology annotation, molecular function: signaling receptor binding. The transcript is spliced from 5 exons.